AUGGCGGAUCCUGCAACAGCAAGAUCGACGCGUCUCCACCAACGCCUUCCGGAGGAGAUCGUGAUAUGGGAGAUCCUCGUCCGCCUGCCCCCCAAAGCCCUCCUCCGCUGCCGCGCCGUCUGCCGUGCAUGGCGCCGCGCCACCUCCGUCCGCAGCUUCCUCCUCGCCCACCACGGCCGCCAGCCCGCCCUCCCACUCAUCUCGGAGCACAUGAACUGCGGUGACCGAAACUACCAAAACAUCAUCACCUUCGACAAUCGGGCCCCCGACGCCCAGGUCCAACACGUCGCCCCGGUCCAGCUUGACGACACGAUCCAUCUAGAUGCCUCCUGCGACGGCCUCCUCCUUUUCACUGACGACUCAGUUAGUCAGCUCAAACGAAAAGACACCUUGUAUGGCGCCUGCUACUCCAUCUGCAACCCGGCCACUCGUGAGCAUGCUCGUCUCCCCAUGUUUUCUGCCUUCAUUCCGUUCGGGAUGUACCGGCACCAUCCUACAGGCGAGUACCGGAUACUGCUGACUCAGGAAAAUGAUGAUCCGGCAAUCAACGCCUUCUACAUCUUUGCAUUGGGCUCAAUCCAACCGCCGAGGAACAUCAAAGGCCUGCAUUGGCGCCUAGAGAAACAUAAGAGCAAAAGCAGCCAUAUAAUUGUAUUCGACACCACAGCCGAGUCGCUCCAUGAGAUGCGUGCUCCGGUUGUUCCUGAUCCUAGCCGCGCUAAUCUCUUUGAGAUGUAUGACAUGCUUGGCAUGUCAAUCUUUAAUGGUGAAAUGAAAAUCAUUGAUAUCUGGAUGAUGCAGGAUUACGAAAGCGAGGUUUGGGCCUUAAAAUAUCGGGUUGAAUUGCCGGUUGCAUAUCUCAAUGAGCAGUUUGGUAUGAUUUAUGAAAAUCGGAAAGUGGCGGUCUACUCUUGCGAUGGUGAUGUACUCGUGCUGGUCAGAUUUGGUGAGUGGCUACUUCACUUUGAUACCGAUAGCAGGUUGGUGGCCAGUUUCUAUCACGGAGGUGCUAUCUCCAUCAUUUUCAUUUAG
Aegilops tauschii subsp. strangulata is the source of this 1032-nucleotide messenger RNA. RefSeq lists its product as uncharacterized. Lineage: Eukaryota; Viridiplantae; Streptophyta; Magnoliopsida; Poales; Poaceae. The record is from RefSeq and is a predicted model, not a curated record. Gene Ontology annotation, molecular function: protein binding.